Bacidia gigantensis is the source of this 3141-nucleotide messenger RNA. RefSeq lists its product as uncharacterized. Gene Ontology annotation, molecular function: metal ion binding. Bases 1 to 3141 code for a protein of 1046 amino acids. Lineage: Eukaryota; Fungi; Ascomycota; Lecanoromycetes; Lecanorales; Ramalinaceae. The record is from RefSeq and is a predicted model, not a curated record. The transcript has 3 exons.
AUGAUGGGCGCUGAAAAAGGACCGCCAAAUGUUAACUUCAGGCAAAUCGAGAAGUUCAAGACAAACUAUUCUCCCACACAGAUCACACUUUACGAAUCUCUCAGGACAGGAUUGAGAAUCGUAGUUGCGGAUCAGGAGGGUCCAAAGGUCAAUGGAUACUUUACUCUGGCCACCGAAAUCCAUGAUGACUCGGGCUCGCCACACACAUUAGAACACUUGUGCUUCAUGGGAUCGAAAAGCUUUCGCUACAAAGGGUUUCUUGACAAGCUUGCCACCAGAGCGUACUCGGAUACAAACGCUUGGACACUACCGCAGGAUGGGAGGGGCUUCGCGCAAAUAUUGCCCGUGUAUCUCGAGCAUGUCUUGUUACCCACCUUGACCGAUGCCGGGUGCUAUACAGAAGUCCACCAUGUUGAUGGUGAAGGUAAUGACGCCGGAGUCGUAUACUCAGAAAUGCAAGCCUUGCAGAACACGGCAGGAGAGCUGAUAGACAUAAAAGCCCGACGACUGUUGUAUCCAGAUGAUGUCGGUUUCAGAUACGAGACAGGAGGAAUGCUGGAACCUCUUCGUGUUUUGACAGCAGACCGAAUACGUGCCUUUCACAAGGACAUGUAUCAACCGAAGAACCUCUGCAUAGUGCUUGUUGGUGCGGUCAAUCAUACAAAUUUACUUGAUGUACUGGAUGAGUUUGAGGAUACGAUCCUAGAUUCUGUACCUAAGCCUGACGCACCUUUCAAGCGGCCUUGGGUCGACUCAGAGCAAGCCCCUCCUUUGAAGGAAUCAGUGACAGAGGUGGUGCAAUUUCCAGAAGAAGAUGAAACGAUGGGCGAGAUUCUUAUAUCCUUCUUCGGCCCUGCUUACAAAGAUACCUUACAGUGCAUUGCCUUCAACGUUUUAUUGCAAUAUCUUUCGGGAUCGCCGGCUUCGGUCUUAGACAACACAAUUGUCGAGAAAGAGCAACUUGCAAGCGGAGUAUCUUGGAGUACCGAAUUUCGCCCUAGUGCCGUCAUACAGUUCGGUCUGAGUGGCGUUGCUACAGAAAACCUUAAGAAAGUCGAGACAAGAUUCUUCAGUAUUCUUACAGAAACAGUCUCACGGCCGCUAGAUAUGGAUUUCCUGCGUGACUGCAUCAAAUCAAAAAGAGCUAGUGACAAAUUUCGAGCAGAGUCGUCCGCUAAUUAUUUUGCCGACUCAAUCAUCAACAACUUCCUUUUUGGAGACCACAGAGGCUCGAUACUCAAGGACGAACUAGAAAAUCUAAGUCAUUAUGAGAGCUUGGAGACUUGGAGCGAUAAGCAGUGGCGAGACUUCAUAGAACAUUGGCUUGCAGCGGCUUUUCACGUCAGCGUUCUAGGGGAGCCGUCAGCUGAGCUAUCAGGAAAGUUGAAAGGGGAGGAGAAGGACCGUAUCGCAUCCCGGAAGAGAGAACUCGGGGACGACGGUCUCAAGCAUCUAGCUGAGAAAUUAGAGCAUGCAAAAGCUGAAAACGACAUGGAAGUACCAGAGUCACUCCUCGAAAGCUACAAAGUCCCAGAUCCACAAUCUAUUCAUUUUAUAAAUACUGUGACUGCAAGAUCAGGGGCAGCCAAGACGCUCGGACGACCUGAUAAUUCUAUCCAGCGAAGCAUAGAGAAAGACGCGAACGCAACUUCACUUUUCGUACAAUUCGAGCAUGUCGAAUCCAAUUUUGCAUUGAUUAAUAUUAUGAUAGGAACCGAAAACGUGCCAGUCAUGUUGCGGCCGCUACUUGACAUCUACGCCGAAAAUUUCUUCUCAACUCCAAUCGCCAGAGGUGGGAAAAGAGUCGAAUUCGAAGAUGUGGUCAAAGAGCUGGAGCGGGACACUGUUGGCUACGGCCUAAGCUCCGGCCACGCUUUUGGCAAUGUUGAGACUCUAAAGCUAUCAAUUCAAGUGGAGGUUGAAAAUUAUGACUUAGGGAUUCGAAAGCUUAGAGAGAUGAUGUUAGAUUCUGUCUUCGACCUCGAACGACUUGUGGCAAUCAUCGCAAGACUACUAGCAGAGAUCCCCGAUGAGAAGCGGAGCGGGAGUGACAUGGUGAGAAGUGUAAACAACAUGAUCAUGUCGGCUCCAACAUCAAUCACCCGUGCUGGUAAUACUCUUGUUCGAGCCCUCUACCUGAAGCGGGUCAGAAAACUUUUAGUGGUAGAUCCUGAGCAGUUGCUCACACAGCUCAGAGACGUUCGGGAGAUACUCUGCCAGCCAUCAAACUUUCGAGUCCUCGUAAUUGCAGAUGUGAACAAGCUUCAAAAGCCCGUCUCGGCCUGGGAUAUUCUCACCCACGGUCUCGAUACCUCAAAGCCACUCAAUCCUUUAGAGUCACGUUUCGAUCGGCUCAGCGGUUUGGGAAAGCAUCCCGGAAAUACAGCUUACCUUGUUCCCAUGCCAACAGUUGAUUCCUCUUUUCUGCUAGCUGACGCAAAUGGACCCAACUCGCCAUUCGAUGAAGGCAUGCCCGCGCUACAAGUAGCCCUUUCAUACCUCAAUGCAGUCGAAGGACCAUUGUGGACCGCAGUUCGAGGGGUAGGUCUAGGAUAUGGAGCCGGUAUCAGCCAAAGCACGGAUUCUGGAAAAGUCACCCUUGAUAUCUAUCGCUCACCUGACGCUUUCAAAGCUUUCAACGCUAGCAAGAAGGUCAUCGAAGAUUUUGCUUCAGGCGCAAGGUCAUUCGAAAAAUUAGCACUCGAAGGCGCUAUCAGCUCUAUUGUCUUGAGCUUUGCCAACAGCGAGUCUACCAUGGCCAAUGCUGCUCAGAUAAGCUUCGUUCGGCAAGUAGUUCGAGGUCAGCCAAAAGAUUGGCCUCAAAUAAUGCUCGGUAAGGUCAGGAACGUGACGGUAGAGGAAAUCAAGAAGGCAAUGCAAGAUGUCCUCCUACCGAUCUUCGUUCCCACUUCCAGUAUCGUCACUGUGACUUGUGCGCCCAUCAUGGAGGAAGGGUUUGUGAAGGGGUUUGAGGGACUGGGAUACAAACCACAAGUCAAACCCCUGAAUUUCUUCCAGGAUGAUUAUGGGUAUGGCAAGGAGCAAGGACUGGGCGAUGAUGGUGACGACGAUCUAGAUGACGAUGAAGAGGAAGAUGAAGAAGACGAUGAAGGUGACGAGGUAGAGACCGAAUUGAGAUAG